AAAAUCAAUUUAUUGUUGCGGGGGUGAAUGACAAGUUGGAGUCGAAGCACGAUGCGGCUUUAAGGGUGGGGAUGGUGUUUGGAUAUGCUUGGAAACGAAACGGUGCGUUUUCUCGGAAAGAGGUGGAGCGGUUAGUCCAAAAGGCCAUCCUGAAAUUAACCCUAGAAUGGUAAUCUAACCAUGAUCCGAGGUAAAAUCAUUUAGGCGGGAAAUUCCCCAAAUUAUACCAUCUUUUUGCAAUCCCCCCCAUCCCUGUCGACUAUCCUUCACUUGUCUCUGAAGAAAUGGCCGGUGGUUGUCGGACAAAUUCGCCGGCGGUGAAGAAGACCGCCGUGGACGAAAAAGUGCCGGAUAAAGAUUACAUCGGUGAAGACUCGGUGAUCGUUGUGGAUGAUUCGUCUUUGGAAUCGGAAAUCGCGGAGCUUCGUGGACGAUGGGAACUGGCGUCUGUUUUCAAUUUCUUGAGCGUUUUCGAGCCACUUAUUGGUAGUGAUUUGAAAUUGACAGCAGAGGAGAUCGAGACUGGUCUUGUUACGCCCAACGGUUCGCUUGCUCAACUUCACAUUAAGUUAUUGAAGGGGAUACCACCUGUGAGUAAAACAUUGAAUGGCUCUGAUGCAUGGGUGACUGUACUUUGUAAGAAAAUUGCUCUAUGGUGGCCAUGGGUUGCUGAAGGCGAGAUGCCCUUGACUGUAGCCAAUGGAAAGGAGAUAUCCAGAUACAAGGAACUAGAUCCAACAGAUCGUUUACGAAUUCUGAAAGCGCUUUGCGAAAUCCGUGCUGAUCAAGAUGAUGCUGUGUCAUAUAUUAAUGAGACUUUGAAAAAUGGAACUGAAAUUUCCUGUUUCCGCAAAGAUAAGAUUGGGGAAGAUGGAAAUAUAACUUCUUACUGGUGUGAUGGAAGUGCAGUCAUUGGCCAUAGAUUGUACAAGGAAGUAAAGAAGACUGAGCCGAAGUCAAAAAUGAAAGGGAAAGCAUCAAAUAAUCUACCAUCUACCUCUCUUCAAUGGGAAACCUUAGCAACCAAUCUUAAGGAAUUUCGAGAAGUUGUGGAUGAACUUUCAUCUAGCAAGGUUGCGGGAGAAAUUGCUGUUGGCAAAACUAUUGAAACCAAUUUUCUCCCUGUUGUUGAGAAAUUUCAGAAGAAGAAAGAAAGGGCACUCAAACAAAAACAAAGGCAAGAAAGGCUCCUCAAUGAUUUUAGAUCCUAUGAGACUGGGAUUACUCGUACCUGUCGCAGUCAUAGGUCUAUCAGUUACACAUUUGAUGAGUAUGAUCGUGCAAUUGAUGAGGCUAUAGAAAUAUCAAAGAAAAGGAAGAAAGAGCAAAGGAACGAGAAGAAGCAUAGUAAGCUGGAAAAAUUGGGAUCUGAUGGUGCAGACUUGAGAGAAAGACAUUUUGAAAAUGGUGAUUCAGAGGUGGGUACAGACUCAAAAGAUGAAAAUAUUAAAAACUCGGACAGUGAAACUCAAAGUGAUAGGAUUCAACAAGAUACUGAUGGUGAUGGUGAUGGUGAUGAUGACGACGACGAUGAUGAUGAUUAUGACUGCAAAAGCAGUAAUAAUGAAGAUGGCAAUGAGUCUGGCAAAUCUGGUGAGGAAAAGGACAUUCUUAGUGACAGGAACUGUUCUCAGAAGCCUGCUGGGACACGAUGGAGUAAAAGGCUGGCUGGAGUUAUGAACAAUCCUGUUACGGAAAUCAGAAACUUGGCUACAAAGAAUAGGUUGAGGCAAAGACUGACUCAUAACUCUGCUGUCGAUCCUAUUGUGCUUGAUUCAGAGGAUGAAAACUUCUCAGAAAACACAAAUGGUUAGAUGUCUAGACGUGAAGUUGUUACCAGUAGCAAAUUCAGAAGAAUCCAGUGAUGGUUAACUUAUAAACAGAAUCAAAUAUGCUCAAAGUGAUUGUCCUUGAGUAUUUUGUUAUAGCAAGGAAAUUUUUGGUGCACAUAUAUGGAAAUAUGGAAUAUGUUAUUAUAUAAUCUAUACCGUAGUUGAACCUAAUUUCUUGUAAAUUUCUUGAAAGGUCUAUAGAAAGUUACUAUUUUAUGGUA
Messenger RNA from Hevea brasiliensis (rubber tree), 2053 nucleotides. RefSeq names its product DDT domain-containing protein DDR4. NCBI's taxonomy places the organism in Eukaryota, Viridiplantae, Streptophyta, Magnoliopsida, Malpighiales, Euphorbiaceae. The record is from RefSeq and is a predicted model, not a curated record. Gene Ontology annotation, cellular component: RSF complex. Bases 285 to 1814 code for a protein of 509 amino acids. The transcript has 11 exons. Gene Ontology annotation, biological process: regulation of DNA-templated transcription.